Molecule: messenger RNA, 5476 nt
Organism: Nothoprocta perdicaria
Lineage: Eukaryota; Metazoa; Chordata; Aves; Tinamiformes; Tinamidae
Gene: ELP1
Product: elongator complex protein 1
Exons: 36
Coding region: 251-3916 (1221 amino acids)
Biological process (GO): tRNA wobble base 5-methoxycarbonylmethyl-2-thiouridinylation
Cellular component (GO): elongator holoenzyme complex; cytosol
Molecular function (GO): protein binding; tRNA binding
Source: RefSeq, a predicted model, not a curated record
CACGCUCUUCGUGGGCUCGCGGCACGGCCUCGUGGAGCUGCGCCCCGGCGCGCGCACGGCGACCAGAGAAAUCUCCUUGAUUGCGGAGGGCUUUUUGCCGGAGGAUGGAAGUGGCUGCGUCGUGGGCCUGGAGGAGCUUCCAGAGCAGGAAUGUGUGUGUGUUGCCACAGCAGCUGGAGACAUCCUGCUGUGCAAUCUCAGCACGAAGGAGGUGGAAUGUGUUGGCACAGUGGACAGUGGUCUGAGCACAAUGAGCUGGAGUCCUGAUCAAGAGCUUGUCUUGCUUGUAACAGGUCAGCAAACCCUCAUUAUGAUGACAAGAGAUUUUGAGCCCAUUACAGAAAAGCAAUUCCACCAAAAUGAUUUUGGAGAAGAAAAGUUAGUUGCUCUUGGCUGGGGUAAAAAGGAGACACAGUUCCAUGGAUCAGAAGGAAAACAGGCAGCUCAUCGCAAGCAAACGGAAGUGCUACCUGCUUCAGCUUGGGAUGACAGAAGGCCUCGAGUGGCUUGGAGAGGAGACGGGCAGUUUGUUGCAGUGAGUGCUGUCUGUCCAGAGACAGGUGCUCGCAAGAUCCGCGUAUGGAACAGAGAACUUGUGCUGCAGUCAACAAGCGAGCCUGUCCCAGGAUUAGAACAAGCAUUAGCCUGGAAACCCUCUGGAAGCUUGAUGGCAUCCACACAAGAAAAACCCAACAGACACGAUGUUGUUUUCUUGGAAAAAAAUGGACUUCUUCAUGGAGAGUUCACCCUCCCCUUCCAGAAGGGGCAGGUUAAGAUUAAUGAACUGCUCUGGAACGCAGACUCUACGAUCCUGGCUAUAUGGCUGGAAGACCUUAAGAAGGAUGAGAACUGCAACCCAAACUGUUACGUUCAGCUAUGGACCACAGGAAACUAUCACUGGUACCUGAAGCAAAGCCUGCAUUUUGGCAACCUGGAGAAAAACCGCUUGGUAUCGCUGCUGUGGGACCCCAUAAUCCCAUAUCGACUGCACAUCCUGUGCCAGGGUUGGCACUACCUCUUCUAUGACUGGCAUUGGACCACAAACCACGGGAUGGGGGAGAGUAGCCAGCAUGUGGCAAACGUGGCUGUCAUAGAUGGAGACAAAGUACUUGUCACAGCAUUCCAGCACGCUGUGGUGCCCCCACCGAUGUGUACCUAUCAGCUCCAGGUCACACAGGCAGUGAAUCAGAUUGCCUUUCACACAGAUCCCAAGCACAGUGGGGACCUGGCUGUCCUCGAUGCUGGUAACAGGAUCACCUUGUAUAGAUACGGACAGGACACAGUGAAGGACUCCUCUGUCCGAUUAGGAGCUGUAGGUGGAAACGGAUUUAAAGCAGCUGUGGAAACACCAUCCCUGGAUAAAACAUACAGAGUUGAUGUGGGCAGCAUCACCGGUGAGGCGAUGAAUCCCCUGGGGCUUCGAUUUCUCACCUGGCUGCCAGAUGACAGCUUUCUGGUGGUUGGUCAGGAGCAACAUGCUGCUCGGUCUGUCCUUCACCAUCUGACUGCACCACCUCAUGUGGCUGGAGCUGAAGAGCAGUGCCUGGAUUUACGGCUGUCUGUGUCAGUAGAUGGAGAAGUGAUCAGUCUGUGUUGCAGCCCAGUGACCCGAACUGUAGCUCUACAGCUGGCUGAUGGGCAGGUUCUGAAGUACCUCUGGGAGGCUUCCACUCCACUCCUUGAGCCCUGGCAAACCAGGAACGGUUCUGCUGUUCGUUUCCCUCACCCUUGUGUGCAGACUUCUCUCACCAGAAUCAAUGGAGAAGAGGUGAUCUUAGGCCUUACAGAUCGAUGCCGAUUUUUUAUUAACGAUACUGAGGUAGCUUCCAACAUCACCUCAUUUGCAACAUACAAUGAGUUUUUGUUGGUGACAACCAACUCCCACACCUGUCAGUGCUUCUCUUUGAAGGACACCACAGUGAAAGCCCUUCAGACUGGCCUGAGCAGUGCUGUGGUGCCCAGCAGUGAGGUUGUGCGCAAUGUGGAGCGGGGCUCCCGCAUCGUCACCCUCGUGCCCCAGGACACCAAGGUUAUUCUGCAGAUGCCAAGAGGGAAUCUGGAAACCAUUCACCACCGAGCUCUAGUUCUUGCUCAAAUUCAGAAGUGGCUGAACAGGCUUAUGUUCUGGGAAGCAUUUCAAUGUAUGAGGAAGCUGAGAAUCAACCUCAAUCUUCUAUAUGAUCACAACCCCAAGGUAUUUCUGGAAAAUGUAGAAACCUUUAUCAAGCAAAUAGAUUCUGUGAAUUACAUCAACUUGUUUUUCACUGAACUGAAAGAAGAAGAUUUCACGAAGAGCAUGUACCCAUCUCUGAAUGGUAGCAGUAAUGCUCAGCCACAGCAGCAUUCAAAUCCAAAAAAAGUAAACCUCAUAUGUGAUGUGAUGAGAGCUGCCAUGGAACGCAUUGACCCUCAUAAAUACUGCCUGUCGAUACUGACAGCCUACGUAAAGAAAAGUCCUCCAGAGCUGGAAACUGCUCUCCAGAAAGUUCAUGACCUUCGAGAGAAUGUUUCCUCAGAUGCCAGAGCUGUGAGUGCAGAGGAAGCCCUGAAAUACCUGCUUUUCCUUGUGGACGUCAAUGAAUUGUAUGAUUAUUCCCUGGGGACGUACGAUUUUGAUUUAGUCAUCAUGGUGGCUGAAAAAUCACAAAAGGAUCCAAAAGAGUACUUGCCCUUCUUAAAUACCCUCCAGAAAAUGGAAACCAAUUAUCAGCGAUACACAAUAGACAGGCACUUGAAGAGAUAUACCAAAGCUCUUGGUCACCUUAGCAAGUGUGGUCCUGAGCACUUCUCUGAAUUUUUGAACUUGGUGAAGGAUCAGAAUCAGUAUCAGGAAGCUUUGAAGCUGUACCAACCCGGCAGCCAGGAGUACAAGGACAUCAGUGAUGCCUAUGGGGAUUACUUGAACCAGAAGCAGCUAUACGAACAGGCUGCAUUGAUAUUUGCUCGUGCUGGCAUCUUUGCCAAAGCGCUGGACUCCUUCCUGAGCAGUGGCAGCUGGCAGCAAGCCCUGUGCAUGGCUUCACGGCUUGGUUACACAGCAGAUAAGCUCUCCAGCCUGGCACAGAGCAUGGCAGUGAAACUGGUUGAACAGAGGAAGCAUGCAGAGGCAGCCUUACUUCUGGAGCAAUACACUCAGAACUAUGAAGAGGCUGUUCUCCUGCUCCUGGAAGGGGCUCUCUGGGAAGAGGCUUUAAGACUGAUUCACAAGUAUGGUAGGUUGGAUAUCUUGGAAACCAACUUCAAACCUGCUCUCCAAGAAGCUCAGAAAAGUCAGAUGAUGUUCCUGGAUUCUCAGAAAACAGCCUUCCUGCGCCAUAAGAGCCGACUGCAAGUAGUCCGAGAGCUGAAAGAGAAGGCCUGUGAGGGCCUGCAGGAUUAUGAAAUGCCAAAUUGCCCAGAAUUGGAUCUAAUCUCCGAAACCAGCAGUGUUGUGACAGCCAGUGACAUGAACAGCAAAUACUCACACAGCAAUUCAAGAAUAUCAGCCCGAUCCUCCAAGAACCGUCGCAAGGCCGAGCGCAAGAGGUACAGCCUGAAGGAGGGCAGCCCCUUUGAAGACGUGGCCCUUCUGGAAGCCCUAGGAGAAAGUAUCCGUGCGGUCGAGGCUGUGAAGGGAGAAAUACACGUCCUCCUGAAGCAGCUGGUGCUGUUUGGAUAUGAUGAGCAAGCUGGAGAACUGCAGCGAGUCCUGGAAGAGGUUUUGCACCUGAUGGAGACCUCGCUGCCUGAGAUCUGGAGUCCCGAGCUACUGCAGAGCCCCCUCAACCCGGUCCUGGGACCCAAUUCAACUGCAAACAGCAUUAUGGCUGCCUACCAGCAGAAGAGGAUGGUGCCUCCCGUUGUGCAAGAUCCAGAAUUACUCAUUCCACCAAAACUCAAUAAAAACAUCCAGUGGAAGCUGCACCUGCUACAGUAGUUAACAGCCAAGGAUUCCCAGUGGACUCUGAACUCUAGCUUUUCAUUUAAUUUCAUUACAUUUUUACAGAAAUCUGUGUUGUCCUGGCUUUCGUGAUGCCCUCACUGUUCUCGGGGUUGUGCAAACCUGGACAUCUGCUGACCUGGGUUAUUCCGUGGGCUGCAGGUUGUCAGUAGCAGGUUUUCAGCAAAGUCGCUUGCAGCAUCAGAAGGAAUCUUACUGCACUAAGGGCAGUGCUGCUUUGGAAAUGAGGUCUGUUGGCUCUAGGGUGGUCUUGGGUUCAUAGCAACGUACAAAAAGGAGGGGAAAUCAAUCCGUUUCAGAGCCUGCUGGGCAGCACUGCCCAAGUAAAUCUGACCUUGAAGCAAGUGGAGGUAACUUAGGCCGGUGUCAGCUCAGCAGCUGUCCUGGGAUUGCACUGUGAGCAGCUGGGAAGUGUUUCACCUGGAAACUGCCCUGACCUCACACCUGAGCAUUAGCUUUUACCCCAGAAUACUGCUGUAAAGGGAGGCAACAAGUUCUGGAGCUAGAACUUUCACAGGCUUCAGCCCCACUUCAUGCCACGUUAUUUUGUCCUGGCAGCUGUUGUGCCCCACACAAACCUCUUUGUGUGGCACUGGAAAGUGUCAGCACAAGGAGCUGAUUCCUGUCUCUUUCAGGUAGCUGCGCCUGUAGUUUCCAGGUGCUCCAUUUCUGUUAAUGUGUUUAUCUUGGUUCUUCUGUUUCUCCAUCGUGUGAUGGUUAAAGGAGAAGAACCUUUGGCCUUUCAAGGAUAGAUCAGUUGAAAUCUUUUGCUUUCCUCGUGGAAGAUGAAUUUCUCAAUCAUUUCUCUUGUAAGCCAUCUCUGAAUAGGUUCAUCUGUCUCUGUUUCGAGGGAGCUUUGACAGAGGAGCCUUAGAGCUGGAGCCAGCACCUAGUAAAUAGCUAGUAGCCCAUGAAGAACCACUCUGAGCAGCUUCUUUUACUGCUGAGCAUCAGGUUUGCUUAUUUGAAGGUGCUCUGCGUUACAUGUGCUUUUCAUUGAGCAGAGUGAUCCAGCAGUGUGCUGAAGCCACACUGUAAGUCAAGUCAGAGUUAGCAAAGCAGGGCAUUUGCCACAGUGUUGGGGACCAGGGUAUGGUCUUCAUGAUGUGUUCACUGUGCUGGGCACCCACAGUUGCCAGGAUCAAGGUAUGUGGGCUGAAACUAGUUCGAGACCACUGCCAUCUUGCCAUCUUCAAAAUACUUCUUAUUUCUCUUUUUAAACUCAAAGAAAUACAGUCAUGUAGCCAGACCUGCAUGGAGGUCUGGCCAGCUCAGAACACAGACAUUCACACUGCUUUGAAUAAGACAAAAACAAGGCAACUGCUUGAUGUGCUCAGCUGUGAUGCUGUCAGUUGAUGCCCCCAGCUGAUACCAUUAUCUGGACCUUAGUUUCUGUUUCAGUAGCAACAGGUUAACUUCGAUGGUAUUUCUACAGGAAUGCUCCUUGGCAUCCUCAGAGGUGCAUUUCACCAUGAAAUAUGCACUCCAUUAGCUGCUGUCGUGACAGGAAUGUGGAAUUUGCUUUCUGUGUUUUGU